Micropterus salmoides (largemouth bass) is the source of this 1255-nucleotide messenger RNA. RefSeq names its product gonadotropin releasing hormone receptor 4 (gene gnrhr4). The record is from RefSeq and is a predicted model, not a curated record. NCBI's taxonomy places the organism in Eukaryota, Metazoa, Chordata, Actinopteri, Centrarchiformes, Centrarchidae. Gene Ontology annotation, cellular component: membrane. Gene Ontology annotation, molecular function: gonadotropin-releasing hormone receptor activity; peptide binding. Gene Ontology annotation, biological process: G protein-coupled receptor signaling pathway.
GAUGCAGAUGGAGAAGAAAGAUAGUCUGUGAGUAGCCGGGAUUAUUGCCUUGGUUUUAUCUGUGUCACCCCUCAGUCAGACUCCGGUGUUCAACAUGUUCCACCAGCUGACGGAUCAAACGGUGAAUGGCAGCUGUAAGGGACCCACCUCGGUGUGCAACAAGAGCGCUGAUGGAGACGCACUCCAGCUACCCACUUUCUCCACCGCGGCCAAAGCCAGAGUCAUCAUCACCUUCACACUGUGUGCAGUGUCAGCUGUGUGCAACUUGGUUGUGCUGUGGGCUGCGGGAAACGGCGGCAAGCGCAAGUCACACGUCAGGAUCCUCAUCAUGAACCUGACGGUGGCGGACCUGCUGGUGACUUUCAUCGUGAUGCCUGUGGACGCAGUGUGGAACAUCACGGUGCAGUGGCAGGCGGGAGACGUCGCCUGCAGGCUGCUGAUGUUUAUGAAACUGGUGGCGAUGUACUCCUGCGCUUUUGUAACUGUAGUCAUCAGCUUGGAUAGACAGUCUGCCAUCCUCAAUCCUCUGGGCAUCAGUGAGGCCAAAAGGAAAAGUAAAAUCAUGUUGACUGUGGCCUGGACCAUGAGUGUGAUCCUCUCGCUCCCUCAGAUGUUCAUAUUUCACAAUGUGACCAUCACAGUCCCACAGAACUUCACCCAGUGCACCACCCACGGCAGUUUUUUCCAGCACUGGCAGGAGACCCUCUACAACAUGUUCACCUUGUGCCUCUUCCUCCUGCCUUUGGUCAUCAUGAUCUUCUGUUACACACGAAUCCUUGUUGAGAUAUCCAGCCGCAUGGCCCGGGGUAACCUGCUGUCUAAUGUUCAUCUCCGCCGCUCCCACAACAACAUCCCUAAAGCUCGGAUGAGGACUCUUAAGAUGAGCAUUGUCAUUGUGAUGUCAUUCAUCAUCUGCUGGACCCCGUACUACCUGCUAGGCCUGUGGUAUUGGUUGUUCCCUGAAAAAAUGGAGGAGACAGUCUCUCAUUCACUGACUCAUAUGCUGUUUAUCUUUGGCCUCUUCAAUGCCUGCCUAGACCCCAUUACAUAUGGUCUGUUUACCAUUCAUCUUCCAGGUCUUAAGAGAUGCCAUCGAAGUUCAAACCCACAGACUGAAUUAGAAAACAAUACUUGCCUUGUACAGAUCCACAGGCAGACUGCCUCGGGUGGUCACAAUACAGACAUAGAGGAGGCAAACGACAACAACAGAAAGAAAAGUGGAUUAAGGCCAAUCAUCCCAGAAAGCAAAAUGUAA